CGCGUUGCCGGAGCCCCCUGUGCCGCCCCCGCGCCGAAAGCCCGCCGGGUCCUGCGGCAGCAGCCAUGCCAGCGGCGGGCCCCGAGGAGCCCGGGCGGUGCUGCUCUUACCGCGCGGUGCAGAAAAGGCUCCCAAUCCUCAGCUGGCUUCCGCGGUACUCCCUGGCCUGGCUGCAGCUCGACCUGAUCGCUGGAGCGACCGUGGGCCUGACGGUCAUACCGCAGGCGCUGGCGUAUGCCGAGGUGGCCGGCCUGCCUGUCCAGUAUGGCCUCUAUUCUUCCUUCAUGGGCUGCUUUGUCUACUGCUUACUGGGAACCUCCAAAGAUGUGACACUGGGUCCCACUGCCAUCAUGUCGCUGCUUGUCUCUUCUUACACGUUCCAUGACCCCGUCUAUGCCGUCCUGCUCGCCUUCCUGUCAGGUUGCAUCCAGCUGGCCAUGGGGCUCCUACGUCUUGGUUUUAUUCUGGACUUUAUAUCCUGCCCAGUCAUUAAAGGAUUCACCUCAGCUGCUUCAGUCACCAUUAGCUUCAACCAGGUCAAGAACAUCCUGGGACUGCACGGAAUCCCUCGGCAGUUUUUCCUGCAGGUGUAUCAAACGCUGAGAAGGAUCGGAGAGACCAGGGCUGGGGAUGCCAUCCUUGGGCUGGCCUGCCUGGUGGCACUAACAGGGCUUGGGGCAAUGAAGAGUCGCCUUCCCAGAGCUCCCAGUGUGGAGCCGCUGUCCGCCAGGGUCAGUUAUUUCAUCGUCUGGAUCUCCGCCACGGCACGCAAUGCCCUCGUCGUCCUGUUUGCUGGCCUGGUUGCUUACUCCUUCCAGGUGAUGGGCUCUCAGCCGUUCACGCUCACCGGGAAGAUCCCCCAAGGGCUCCCUGCAUUCCAGCUGCCGCUGUUUUCUGAGGUUGCCCCCAAUGACACUGUCCCCUUCAGCAGGAUGGUGCAGGACAUGGGAGAUGGAUUGGCCGUGGUCCCGCUCAUGGGCCUGCUGGAGACCAUUGCGAUUGCCAAGGCUUUUGCCUCGCAGAACGAUUACAGGAUUGACCCCAACCAGGAGCUGCUGGCGAUGGGCUUCACCAACAUCCUGGGCUCUUUCGUCUCCUCGUAUCCCGUCACGGGCAGCUUCGGGCGGACGGCGGUGAACGCGCAGACGGGCGCCUGCACCCCCGCGGGAGGGCUCGUCACAGGGGCCCUGGUCCUGCUCUCGCUCGCCUACCUGACCUCCUUCUUCUACUACGUUCCCAAAGCGGCGCUGGCCGCCGUCAUCAUCUGCGCUGUGGUGCCCAUGUUCGACGCCGGGAUCUUCGGGACGCUGUGGCGGGUUAAGAGGCUGGACCUCGUGCCCCUGUGCGUGACAUUCCUGUUCUGCUUCUGGGAGGUCCAGUACGGCAUUGUGGCUGGGAUGCUGGUCUCAGGGGUUCUCCUGCUCUACCCCAUUGCCAGGCCCCCAAUAAAGGUGUCUGACCAGGGAGAGCUCCUCGUGCAGCCCGGGAGCAGCCUGCAUUUCCCGGCCAUCGAGUACCUGCGGGACACCGUGUGCAGACACGCUCUGGCAGGAGCGUCUUCACCGUGCUCCGUCAUCCUGGACUGCCACUACGUCAGCAGCAUCGAUUACACGGUGGUGGUGGGGCUGGCAGAUCUGCUGCACGAGUUGCACAAGCAAGGCCUCUCCCUGACCUUCCGCGGCCUGCAGGACAAUGUUCUCCAAGUCUUGCUGUCUGCAAACUUAGAAGAGUUCCAGCAUUUCACCAGCUGGCAGGAGGCAGAGCAGCACGGCGAAGCGGAGCUGCGGAGCAGCUGGGCUGUCCUGUUCCCCGGCGCCGAGCGCUCGCCGCUGGCCGCGGGGCGCAUCCAGUGAGGCGGCCGGGCGCCCUCGCGGUGCUCGAGGCUCGGCCGCUCCUGCUUGCCCCGGGCGACGGGUGUCCUCCCUGGCCGUGGGCAGGGUUAGUGCGCUGCAAAGCGGCGCGGCUUCGUGGCGCUCUCCCAGCCGGGCUCCUUGUUGCCGUCUCCGGGGGCUCCGUGCCGCACGGAGCCGUGCCGUUAGCCAGGUCUGCGUGGCACACCGCCCCGGGCCCGUCCCUGGCUUGCAGGGCCCGCGCGGAUCCGGUGCGCCGCAAGCCUCGGCUCUCCCGCCUGCCCUUGCCCGACUCCGCGCGGGCGCCCGCGGGGAAGGCGCCCCGGCAGCGGGUCGUUGCUCCUCGCUGCGCCGUGGAGCGAGUGCACGUGGCGAUGCUGGUGCUGAGCAGCAGGGCACGGGGCCCAGGGUUCAUGAGAAAGGCAUUUUCCUGAAUGAAGGUGGCUGACGCUCGCCCGGCUAUGAGGAGGUUUCCUUUCCGAGGCGGAGUUCUGCAUAGGCUGCAAAAUAAAACAGUAAUUAGAAACGA
Rhea pennata is the source of this 2379-nucleotide messenger RNA. It is a transcript of the gene SLC26A11, whose product is annotated as solute carrier family 26 member 11. Gene Ontology annotation, molecular function: secondary active sulfate transmembrane transporter activity. The coding region runs from base 66 to 1853 and encodes 595 amino acids. Gene Ontology annotation, cellular component: plasma membrane. The transcript is spliced from 16 exons. The record is from RefSeq and is a predicted model, not a curated record. Gene Ontology annotation, biological process: transmembrane transport. Lineage: Eukaryota; Metazoa; Chordata; Aves; Rheiformes; Rheidae.